AUGGACGCACACCGCACGGACGCGCCCGCCGAGACAAGCCCGACCCUCGCGCCGGCCGCCAUGGAUGCCAUCACCGCUCCCCGCGCCCCGGACGCGCCGCGUCGCUGCUUCAUCUGCCUGACGGACGAGGACCCCGCCGACGCGCCCGGCAGCUGGGUCGACCCGUGUCCCUGCACGCUCGAGGCGCACCAGGACUGCAUGCUGUCGUGGGUGACGGACUGUGAGCGCUCCAACCGCCCGCUCCGGUGCCCCGUCUGCAAGUCGCCCAUUGAGAUGGAGGGCUCUUGGGAUCCCGUCGUCUUGCUGAGCGACCUCAUCGCCAAGCGUUUCACCAAGACGAGCCCCCUUGUGCUCUUUACUGCUCUGUCCUUGGGCGUCCAAUUCAGCAUGCAAAUGUACGGCGCCAUGGCGCUGUGGACAUUCUCCGGCAAGGACGCCAUGAUGCGCUUUGUCAUGGGGCCCGGGAUGAUGAUUGAUGGCAGGCGCACGGCGCCGCUGGCGUUCGCGCGCGAACGCAUCACCAACGCCUUGGUUCUGAUGAAUGUCGCCCCGGCUCUGCUCGUGGGACACUUGUUUCCCGGCUGGAGCAACAAGAUCUUUCUGCCCACGGCGUCCUUUUACGGCAUCUACCACGUCAUGCACGACGAACAAUUCUUCACCUGGCCGCCGUCCCCGCAGCUCGCCCUGGCCGUCUUUCCCUACAUUCGCUCCGUCUACUACAACCUCUACAAAGAGCUUGUCCUUCCUUACGAGACUAGGAUGAACCGCCAGCUUCUCGGGCUGCCGCCUGUGCCGCCCCGACCCGAGCCCGCCAACGACGGCAAUCAGAACAAUGCGGCGCGCAAUGCGGCCCAUGCCCAGGGCGGCAUAGUUGGCAUUUUGCAGACACUCAUUGACGCGCUCGACCAGGAAGAGGCUGACGGCCACCCGCAGGCCGACGAGUUUCAGCUUGACUUUCGCGGCGAGGAGGCCCAAGGUGAAGGCGGUGGCGAGGACGCCAUCAUGCUCGAGGUCAUUGUGGAAGAGCUGGACAUGAAUGAGGCCGCGGGUGGCGAGAUCAACGAGGGCGCUCCGGAAGCUGCACCAGGUGAAGCUCCAGCAGGAGAAGUCGGUGAGGCUGGCCAAGUCGUUGCAGACGAUGCCGCAGGCGACGCUGGUGAUGCCGCAAACGCUCCAGCCGACGACGCUGCUCCCGCUCCCGUCGUGCCUCUAGCCGCACCGGCCGAUGCUGCGGCCGACGCGCCAGCCGGCAACCACGAAGCGCCCCCCGCUCCCGCGCGGCGCAUGGGCCUUGGCGCGAUCCUCUCCAACGUGUCCAACGCCAUUGUGAGCGCCCUCAUAUUGCCUGGCGUCUCCUUUAUUGCCGGCGAGGCCCUGCGUCUUGUCCUGCCCAAGGAGUGGACCACCGCGACGCGACGCAACCCAUGGAUGCGCUCCUCCUCCACCACCGCCGGUGGUGGCCGUCCAGGGCUCUUUCAGCAACAAUGGGGCCGCAGUCUGGUUGGCGGGUGCCUCUUCAUUGUGCUGCGCGACAUGCUUCGGGUUUACACCAAGACGCGCAAGGUGGCGGCGCUGUCGAACCGGAGAGUCAAGAAUGUGGACCGCCCGAGACGGUUGAAGAAGUAG
This is a messenger RNA of Beauveria bassiana ARSEF 2860, 1626 nucleotides long. Its product is annotated as RING finger domain-containing protein. The coding region runs from base 1 to 1626 and encodes 541 amino acids. NCBI's taxonomy places the organism in Eukaryota, Fungi, Ascomycota, Sordariomycetes, Hypocreales, Cordycipitaceae. The transcript is spliced from 2 exons. Gene Ontology annotation, molecular function: zinc ion binding. The record is from RefSeq and is a predicted model, not a curated record.